CACACCCCCACAACCUCUCGAUUCCAGUCUGUCCCGAAGCUUGAUGCAUAUUAAACAGAUGGUCUAGGUGACGUCCAGAGUUAGAGAUAAUAAUCAGUCUGAUCAGAUGACAAAACACUCGUCGUUUCAUCUCUCGACUCCCGCCCCCAAAAUAAAAGAAAAGCAGCGGAAAAAAAGUCUUAAGAGUCUUUUAUUGUCUCUCACGUUUUGAUGUGGGUCGUGCUGGAUGGAGUAGGCGCCCUUUGAUUGAAACUGGAGACAUGGGGUUGAUUUCUGAGAGAAAAGCGGUCAGUCACAGCAAGGGUUCGUCAACUCCUCCCGGGACCAGGGAAAGCAAUUAAAAACCCGAACCGAGAGGAUAGGAAUCCGCAUCACAAGUCCGGCUGAGGGGAGACAGAGUCCCCAGGGUGGGACCCAUCACAACAAGAGGAGACAAGGAAACCCGCGACACAAGGUGCUGAUCAAAGUCGGGUUGGAUGUGAAAGGCAGUAACAGAUGGCUACAAUCAGUACCCACCAGUCAUACCCACGGGUUCACAGACUCUCGGUCAGGAAUAACGACGAUGAGCUCGAGAGAAUAGAAAAUGGCAACAGCAGGACUCACUCACUGUGUGAGGACACAUCUUCUGAACUGCAGGGAGUUACCUCCAUGGAGACCAAAGGACAGCCUGAAUCCCGCCGGAGCUCUUUCACAGGCAGAGGAGCUUUAGCCAGGUUCACUCAUUUCGUCAUCAUGGUGAGGAACUGGACAACUCGACAAAUGCACAGUGAAGAUCAGAGGCCAGAUUCUUUUUUGGAACGCUUUCGAGGACCAGAGAUAAAGGACGUGUCAAGUCGGGAGAGCAACACCCAAUCAGCUAUUGGCAAUCUGGAGCAUCAAGGAAAGAGCAAAAGCUAUGGGCUCCUGUCAAAAUUCAACAUCAACAAUUGCAACAACAAAGAGGAUGACAAAGUGGAAGAAAAGAAAGAUGAGGAAAAAGAAAGAAAAAAUGAUGAGAAAAAGAAAGAAGUGAAGAAGGAUUGGUAUGUCAUUGACCCUUCAGAGAAUCUUUACUACAGAUGGCUUUCUGUUAUUGCAGUGCCUGUACUGUACAACUGGUGUAUGCUGGUAUGCAGGGCUUGUUUCGAUGAACUUCAAAUAAGAAAUCUUACCCUGUGGCUGGUUCUGGAUUAUCUCUCUGAUGUCAUCUACGUUACAGACUCAGCUGUAAGAUUCCGAACAGGUUUUCUUGAACAAGGAUUGCUGGUUAAGGAUACAAAGAAAUUGAGACAGAAUUACAUGAGGAUGCCUCAGUUUAAACUGGACGUGCUCUCUCUUUUACCAACAGAUUUAGCCUACAUUUGGUUGGGCUUUAACUACCCAGAGGUGAGAUUUAAUCGUCUCUUCCGUUUUAGCCGCAUGUUCGAGUACUUUGAUCGCACGGAAACCAGGACAAAUUACCCUAACAUGUUUCGAAUUGGAAAUCUUGUUUUGUACAUCCUCAUCAUUAUUCACUGGAAUGGUUGCAUUUAUUAUGCGAUUUCAAAAUCGAUUGGGUUUGGUAUUGACACCUGGGUCUAUCCAAACAUAUCCCAUCCUGAAUAUGGACGACUUAGCAGGAAAUACAUCUAUUGCCUUUACUGGUCCACUUUGACCUUGACUACCAUUGGAGAGACACCUCCUCCAGUGAAGGAUGAAGAGUAUCUAUUUGUGGUCAUUGACUUCCUGGUGGGAGUUCUCAUCUUUGCCACCAUUGUUGGUAACGUGGGCUCCAUGAUCUCAAACAUGAAUGCAUCGCGAGCCGAGUUCCAAUCCAAAAUUGACUCCAUCAAACAGUACAUGCAGUUCCGUAAAGUGAGCAAAGACUUGGAGGCCAGGAUCAUCAAGUGGUUUGAUUACUUAUGGAUCAACAAGAAGACUGUGGAUGAGAAGGAAGUCCUCAAAAACCUUCCAGAUAAAUUAAAGGCUGAGAUUGCCAUCAAUGUCCACUUGGAGACUUUGAAGAAAGUCCGGAUAUUUUCCGAUUGUGAAGCCGGCCUUUUGAUUGAGUUGGUGCUCAAGCUGCAGCCUCAAGUGUACAGCCCCGGGGACUAUAUCUGCCGGAAGGGGGACAUUGGCAGGGAGAUGUACAUCAUCAAAGAAGGCAAGCUGGCAGUUGUAGCCGAUGACGGGGUAACACAAUUUGUGGUCCUGAGCGAUGGCAGUUACUUUGGAGAGAUCAGCAUCUUGAAUAUAAAGGGCAGUAAAGCAGGUAACAGGCGCACUGCCAACAUAAGAAGCAUAGGCUACUCUGACCUGUUUUGCUUGUCCAAAGCUGAUCUGAUGGAAGCCCUGACUGAAUAUCCAGAUGCCAAGAAGAUUCUGGAAGAGAAGGGCCGUCAGAUUCUGAUGAAGGAUAACUUAAUAGAUGAAGAGGCAGCAAAAGAGGGUGCAGAUGCAAAAGACCUGGAAGAGAAGGUGGAGAGGAUGGAAUCAUCGUUGGACAGCCUACAGACCAACUAUCCUAGUCUAUCUAUUGCAGCAAUGGAGUUUGCAACCAGACACAGAAAGAAGAGAACACAAGGCUGUGUGUUAUCGGGUAAAGUGAUGUCAGGUAAGUGACAGAGACUGGUUGGUAUCAAAAAGAACACUAAUGUAUGAUAAACCCAUUUGGAAGGGUUAAAUAAGUUAUUUUAUUUUCACAAUGCAAAACUCUCCUACUCAGGCCAUGGAAAGGAUUACAGAUAAUUUCUAAGUGAUGGUUAAAACUGCAAGCAGCCAGUUUUAAACGUAGACAGUUCUCCUUGAGGUUCACUAUAAAGGCCAAGCAUGGGAAUUAUUCUUCCCAAUAAACCAUUGAUCUGCUCAGGAACCACCUUGAUGUCUGAGGUACUUGUUUCAGCUCUUUAUGGAAGAUUUUGCAGAUGAUUUAAAAACAAGAUUGCUCUUAACUCAACCAUGAAGCACUAUUGGUUCCUUCCUCAUUCUCAGGUGCCAUUCCUGAUAAAGAGCUUAUGCUCGCAACAUUGAAUCUCCUGCUCCUCAAUUGCUGCCUGACUGGCUGUGCUUUUCCAGCACCACACAUUUUGACUCAUUUCUCAGGUGAUGAAAUGUUGAGCAAAGGGAAAGCUGGGUUAUAGCAUCUUGCAGCAAAAAUGGAAAUCCACAAAAAAAUCUGAAAAUUGGCUUCCAUAAUGUACAAAUCUAAAUAAAGUUAGUUUAUAUUUUAAUAGAGCUAGUGCUGUUUGUGAAUAGUAUUUAGUAAAUACAAAGUUAGACUGGUACAUUACAGUAUAUACUGUCAAUAAAACUGUUGCUAUGUUAAUAUAAAUUUUCAUAAAAUUUCUACAUCCUCCAACAAGCAAAUCAUUGUUUUGUUUUGGCAUUUACUGUGUAAACCAAUAACAAUGAAUUCCUGUAAAUAGAAUGUAAUUAUGUCUAAAAUAGAUUUUAGUUAAUGCAACCGAGUAAGAGAUUUUGAGAAGAACCUCACAUAAUUCAAUAGAUUUCAUGAAUGGUAGAA
Messenger RNA from Chiloscyllium plagiosum (whitespotted bambooshark), 3481 nucleotides. Lineage: Eukaryota; Metazoa; Chordata; Chondrichthyes; Orectolobiformes; Hemiscylliidae. The record is from RefSeq and is a predicted model, not a curated record.